CUUGAUGACACGUUAGUUUAUUCAUUAAAAGACACACUCAUACAUUGAUUUAUUAGUUUGAUGAUUUAUCGAUUCUCUGAUUUGCUGAGUUAUUGAAUCAUUCGUUGCUGAAGUGACAUUCUGAUUCGUUUAUUGAUUCAUUGAGUUGCUCUACUAUAUUACUUUUUAAUCAAUAAGAACUUGAAAUGAUAAAAUAGUGGUCUUAUGUUUUGUGAAGAUGGAAAUGAUAAGCAAGGGUAAAAAAAUUGCAGGCAAAAUAAUUACAGAAAAAGACUAGAAUUAAUAAAGUUAUGCUUGCUAUUGAAAAAUCUCAAACAUUAGAAGGACAUGCCAGUGAUGUUGUUAGUUGUGAUUUUUAUAAGGAUUACUUAGCUACUGGAUCCGGUGAUAAAACUGUAAAAGUCUGGUUUCGAGAAUCAAAAGUUACUUUUAAAGAAGCAGAAUUUUCUCCUCUUCUUAAGCAUACAUAUGGAGUAAACUGUGUUCGGUUUUCCCCAGUUGGCUUUCUCUUAGCUUCAAGCUCAACUGAUGGUAAAACUAUACUAUGGAGUGUUCAGGAUGGAUCUUAUCUUGGGGAGAUGCAACAUCCUAGUGGAUCUCCCAUUCGCAUUUGCUCAUUUUCUCCUAAUUCUUCAAUUCUAGCCACUGGAGGAGAUGAUGAAAAAGUAAUUUUGUGGGAUAUAACUACCAAAAGUAUUAUAAGAAUCUUGGAGGAGCAUGAGGCCAUGGUUACAGCUGUAGCUUUUACUCCUGAUUGUGCUUUUUUGGUAUCUUGCUCAACUGCUGGUGAUAUCAUAUUAUGGGAUUCUCGUUAUGGACAUGGGAAAUGCUUAACAACUGUUGCUAAUGCUCAUGAUUUAGGAAUCCUAAGUUGUGAUUUUAGCCCUCAGUAUGAAACUGUUUCUGAGAGUGGGUUUCUUAGUGGAAAUUAUAUGAUGGCAUCCUGUGGUAAUGACGAUUUGGUGAAAAUAUGGUCAGUUGAAACCAAUUCUACUCAAAAUAUAUGUCUUAUUACUACACUUGAAGGACAUUCUGGAAAUGUUAUGUCUUGCCGAUUCUCACCUGACGGAACUUUAUUAGCAUCAACAGGUGGGGAUCGACUUAUUAUUCUGUGGGAUCCGAAAACUGGUCAGGCUUUGCAAAAGUUAGAAGGUCACACCAGGUAUGUCACUUGCUGUGCUUUUCUUAAUUCCAGUAUUUUAGCUACUGGCUCAAAUGAUAAAACAAUUGCCAUCUGGUAUAUGAAUAAAGAGACAAUAUCAAACCCUAACACUGAAAACACUAGUGAUUCCUCAAAUGAAUACAUAGUGGUUGGACAAAAGAGAAGUUUUUUAUCUUGGUCUCUUGAUGAUGUUGCAAACUGGUUAAAAUCAUUAAAAUUAGAGGAAUUAAUUGAAUCAUUCCAAACUCAUUCAAUUGAUGGCAAAGAGCUUAUGUAUUUGAAUCAUGAAAACUUACUUACAGUUAUGAAAGUUGAGAGCUUGGGAAAGAGAAACAAAAUUCUCCGUGCAAUUCAGUGUCUGAAAAAUCCUUUGUGGCAACAUGUUUUAUCUGAUACUGAUGAAACCUUAAUGUUGAGUGAGUUUUGCUGUCCUAUUACACAAGAAGUAAUGAGAAGUCCAGUUGUUGCUGAAGAUGGUUACAGCUAUGAAAGAGCUGCUAUUGAAGAGUGGUUUGAAAGUGGAAAAAACACUAGUCCAAUGACAAAUGAAGUUCUUCCAAAUAAACUUUUAAUUCCUAAUCAUGUUCUCUUACAGUUAAUACAGAAAUAUAAAUUAUAGGUAUAACUGAACCUGAUAUGCUAUAUACAUAUCAAACCAUUUUGUAAAUCGAUCAUUAUAUUAAAAAAUGUAAGACUUUUAUAUAUGCUUUUACCAUUAAUAGCGAAAUAGAUUUUACAAACGUUAUGUUACAGUAGUAGCCUUUUGGAGCAGUGGUCUUCAACAGGCUGGCAAAUAAAUAAUUGCCAUUUUGAAAAUGA
This is a messenger RNA of Parasteatoda tepidariorum (common house spider), 1981 nucleotides long. RefSeq names its product WD repeat, SAM and U-box domain-containing protein 1. Gene Ontology annotation, biological process: protein ubiquitination. Gene Ontology annotation, molecular function: protein binding; ubiquitin-protein transferase activity. The record is from RefSeq and is a predicted model, not a curated record. NCBI's taxonomy places the organism in Eukaryota, Metazoa, Arthropoda, Arachnida, Araneae, Theridiidae.